Leguminivora glycinivorella is the source of this 1878-nucleotide messenger RNA. Its product is annotated as nuclear nucleic acid-binding protein C1D-like. NCBI's taxonomy places the organism in Eukaryota, Metazoa, Arthropoda, Insecta, Lepidoptera, Tortricidae. The transcript has a single exon. The coding region runs from base 697 to 1122 and encodes 141 amino acids. The record is from RefSeq and is a predicted model, not a curated record. Gene Ontology annotation, biological process: maturation of 5.8S rRNA; regulation of gene expression. Gene Ontology annotation, molecular function: RNA binding; DNA binding. Gene Ontology annotation, cellular component: nucleolus; exosome (RNase complex).
AAUUGCAAACGGGACUUAAAUAAUUAUGUUUUUAACACUAACCUCAGACGUUUCAAGGACCGCAUUGUCCCCGUGGUCUCGGAGUCUGCUCGGAGAGCAGUGUUAAAAACUUUGCAAUAAAAUUUUAAAUAUGUGUAAAUCAGUGAGACUGCAACGUAUACGAAAAUUGCACGCUGCACUGUUGUCGCACUUUUCAUGCAAGUUGGCAUGCAAUCCAAUAUGCAUCGGCCCUUAAAGUUAGGUGAAAAUUUUAUGCCAAAUAAUAGGAAAUAUAAGCGGCGUGCAGCAGUGGCACGGUCACAAGUUUUAUAAGUAUUUUUUUGACUUAUGGCGACAACGAUGAAGUUCAACGAGUUGUUUCUGGCAAAAGAGUUUGCCCACUCGCUUCGCUACCGCCGCCGCAAAGUCAACUCUAUGUGGUUUUAAAUCCCGCGCUUUACCUACCGGCAAGGUCGCUUUGCCAGACUAUACACGAAACACCAUAAUAAGAUGCAACUGCUUUUUACGUGUCUUGAACAAGUUCCAAACUUUGGUUUGACAUUCCGAACUGUCAUUACUGUCAUAUCUUAUAUGGCGGUCUAGCCUAUCGUUGGGUCAGGGUCGUAGGUUAUAAAUAAAACGUGGAGCGAUCAUUCUAAUCAAAGCCGAUUACCGACACGUAUAAAAGAAUAAUCUGUUUGCAGACAAAUAAUCACAAUGAAUUGGGAUCUGGAGUACGGAGAAUUAUCGAAGGAUAAAGACUUCGUUAAUAACUGCGAAGACCUCAAGCAAAAUUUGAUAGAGGUGCAAGGAGUUUUAGAUCAGCUGCUGCCGCUAAAAGAGCAUUAUGACAAGCUGACCUUGCCUGCACAGAUCGAGCUAGAUUUAUUCCUCGCGUUCACACUAAAUUCUCUUCACUGGAUUCAUUUGAGAAUACAAGGCGUCGACCCAAUGAAGCAUCCAAUCAGAGAUGAGUUGCAAAGAAUAAAAGCUACAAUGGUUAAGUGGCAGGAAGUAAAAGAUCGAGAUAAACGACCUACUGUGGACUUAGAAGCAGCUAAAAGGUUUGUCAGAAGCGGUCUCUAUGAUCCUUACAGAGCGACGGGACAGCCACUAAAUAAAAAGAUAAAAUUCGACGAUUAAAUUGUAAGUAGGCUCCUAAUAUGUAAGACUGAGUGUUGAUUAUUGAUUUAUAAGUCUAGUCCUAAGUUUCUGAUAAUGGUUAUUUAAUUUUAGGGAAUGCACUAUUGAACUCUUAAACCAUGUUUUGUGUUGUGUUAUGGCAUUUAGUUUUGUGGUUUGGAAAAGGUAGCAUGAUCUAUGUGUAGAAUGUGAAAUAUUAAUGAAUAUUUUCUAUAAAAGUUCAAUGGAAGACAGUUCACACCUGUGCCGGUUUACACGACCAUAGUGAUGCAGAAAACAAUCUCUUUUUAUUAAUGUACAAUUUUACCAAUAUUCAUGUAACUUGUUUUGACAAAAGAAAAAUUGGUCACUUACUUUUGUUGAACUAUUGGUCACAUAUACAAAUUUUUCACUCAAAAUGAAGGUGUGAUUAACUGCUUUACAUUGGUAGGUGAACCUAGUGUUUAAUAGUGAUGAAGAAUACCUUUAAUGACAUUUUCGAAGAAGUUCUAUGACAUAUAGUGUAAUUAGAAAUGGUUUUAUAUAUAAAUUCAAGAUAUGAAGCCAUUUUAUAUCAUAGUAAGAAACCAAUUUUAUUAUACUGUUAUCAUAAUAUUCAUAAUCUACUGUACAUAAUUUACUCUUAUGGUUUGACUCAUUAAAUGGAUUGUAUUGUAUUGUGUAAAAGUUUGAAGUACCUUUGAUCUGAUGAUAAUAUAGAAAUGUCACCGUUGCUUCACAACCUCUGAAUACUCUGUGUAAUGUCAGUAUCAACGU